Caenorhabditis remanei is the source of this 846-nucleotide messenger RNA. RefSeq lists its product as uncharacterized. Bases 1 to 846 code for a protein of 281 amino acids. Gene Ontology annotation, biological process: positive regulation of response to oxidative stress. The transcript is spliced from 5 exons. Gene Ontology annotation, molecular function: chondroitin 4-sulfotransferase activity. Gene Ontology annotation, cellular component: membrane. The record is from RefSeq and is a predicted model, not a curated record. Lineage: Eukaryota; Metazoa; Nematoda; Chromadorea; Rhabditida; Rhabditidae.
AUGAAAUUGGAGAGAUUACAAGACGAUGCGAAGUUAGCUGGGAAGCCAUUUGUACCUCCAUUCAUCAAUUUUGAUAGAGAAUAUGCAAUAGCUCCAAAAUACAACUUAUCAAUAUGCCGAAUCAAAAAGUCAAUGUCCACUUUGAUGUCAGGAGUGGCUUGUGUUUUAUACGAUACUGGGAAGUUCAUGAGAAAUAAUCGGAGUAUUCUGGAAGUUUGGAGUCAGAGAUUCUGUGCGGAUAAAAAUGAAUAUCGUCGGCUGAACGAAGUGAAGUGGAGAAUGGGAGACGCUCAUCAUACAUUCACAAAGAUUGUAGUCAUUCGAGAUCCAAUUUCCAGAUUUAUUUCGUUCUUCUCAAAUAAGUGUAUUUUUGAGGCCCAGAAGUAUCCGAGUAGGAAACAAUGCUAUAAUUGUCAAGGGAAUGUGACGUGUUUCCUUGAGAAACAAUAUAUGAGAUUCAUGCAACAUUCGAGUGAUGGAUUCUCGAGGUUGAGGCCUUCUUAUGAGGACAAACAUGCUGCUCCGUUGUCAUGGAAUUGCGAAUUCUCAAAAUACCUGCAAGAGUACAAAAUUGUAAAACUCGCAGUAGACCCAAAGGAUCGAAAAAAUGGAUUGGACAAUCUGAUGAAUGUUCUGAAAGAGAGCAAUGUACCCAACUCAACACUUGAAUAUAUCGAGAAGUCAGCAUUAGAAGGGGAAACUCAACAUGCCACGUAUGAUUCAGAUGCACAUGACGUCGUGAAGAAACAGAUUGAAAGUGAUAAAACGAUUAGGGAAUGGUUGAAGAGAAUUUAUUAUUUGGACUUUGUGAUUUUUGAUUUUGAUAGAACUCUUAUUGAUAGUUAG